Molecule: messenger RNA, 2178 nt
Organism: Sciurus carolinensis (gray squirrel)
Lineage: Eukaryota; Metazoa; Chordata; Mammalia; Rodentia; Sciuridae
Product: ATM interactor-like
Exons: 1
Coding region: 16-2178 (720 amino acids)
Biological process (GO): regulation of transcription by RNA polymerase II
Cellular component (GO): nucleus
Molecular function (GO): transcription cis-regulatory region binding; DNA-binding transcription factor activity, RNA polymerase II-specific
Source: RefSeq, a predicted model, not a curated record
AGGCCGGCGCUCAACAUGCACCUGGUCAAGAGCCACCGCCUCCAGAAUGGCACAGUAAAUCCAACAAUAAGAAAAGAUUUGAAAACCACACCAAAAUUCUACUGUUGUCCAAUUGAAGGAUGUCCUAGAGGUUCUGACAGACCAUUUUCUCAGUUUUCUCUUGUCAAACAGCACUUUAUGAAAAUGCAUGCCGAGAAGAAGCAUAAAUGCAGCAAGUGCAGCAAUUCCUAUGGUACUGAGUGGGACUUGAAAAUGCACGCGGAGGACUGUGGCAAGACCUUCCAGUGCACAUGCGGCUGUCCCUAUGCCAGCAGAACGGCAUUACAGUCUCACAUCUACCGAACUGGUCACGAGAUCCCUGCAGAACACAGGGAUCCACGUAGUAAAAAAAGGAAAAUGGAAAACUACCUACAAAACCAGAAGUUAUCUAAUAAGACCAUUGAACCAUUGAGCACCCAACCUACCCCUCAACCAGAUGCUCAAGAACUAGAAACUUCAGAAAUAAAAUUAGUAACCUCUUUUGAAGAUUCUUGCAGCUCUAAUGCCAGAAAGCAGAGUGUCGCAACACCCCCGAGAUGUCCUCAGAAGUUGCUUCUACCAAAGCCCAAAGUGGCUCUGGUUAAGCUUCCAGUCAUGCAGUUCUCUCCUGUGCCUGUCUUCAUGCCUACCGCCUACUCUUCGGCCCAGCCUGUGGUGUUAGGUGUGGAUCAGGGCUCCACCACAGGUGCUGUGCACUUGGUGCCCUUGUCAGUAGGAAACCUGAUCCUCGGCCUAGAGUCAGAGGCUUGCUCUCUUAAGGAGAGCCUACCUCUUUCAAAAAUUUUAAAUCCUGUUGUUGAGCCAGUUAGUACCGGUGUUCAAGUGAACUUGGGUAAAAAUCUGUCUAAUCCUUUUCAAGAACUGGGGAACACAUAUCAGAAGAACAGCAUUUCUUCAAUCAAUGUACAGAUGGAUCUGUCCUAUGCCUCACAAAACUUCCUACCUUCUGCACAGUGGAUUGGCCCUGACUCUGCUGUGUCAUCUUGUUCUCAGACUGAUCUGUCAUUUGAUUCUCAAGUGUCCCUUCCCAUUAGUGUUCAAACCCAAACACUUCUGCCCAGCUCAAAGAUAACUUCAUCUAUAGCUGCUCAGACUGAUGUGUUCAUGGACACUUGCUAUCAACCAGGCUGGAUUUCCAGAGAAACCCAAACCAGUGAAAUGCAAAGUGCCCCAGAUGGCCAAGUACAGAUGGACCAAGCUGGAAUGUGUGAAGACAUUUUUGAGAGUGUCCAUUCAUCCUACAGUGCUCCUGCAGACAAUAUUAUAAGCAGCAGCUUAAUAGCAGAUACAGUAACUCAUGGUUUGUUACCUCAGAAUGACCCUAAGACUUUAAAUCAAGAUAUUGAGAAAUCUGUGCCCAUUUUGAGCUUCAGUGCACAGAAUAGUAUGCUUCCUUCACAGAACAUGACAGAUAAUCAGACCCAAACCAUAGACUUACUAAGUGAUUUAGAAAACAUCUUGUCAAGUAAUCUUCCAGAUCAGACAUUGGAUAACCAUAGUCUUUUGUCUGACACAAACCCCGGGCCUGACACCCAGCUGCCAUCUGACUCAACCCAGAAUCCUGGAAUAGAUUUUGAUAUUGAAGAGUUCUUCUCAGCUUCAAAUAUCCAGACUCAAACUGAAGAGAGUGAACUUAGCACCAUGAACGCUGAGCCAGUCUUGGAAUCACUGGACAUAGAGACCCAAACUGACUUCUUACUUGCAGACACAUCUGUCCAGCCCUAUGGGUACAGGAGAAGUUCUCACUUCCUAGGCCUUGAGAUGAUUGACACGCAAACGCAGACAGACUUAAACUUCUUUUUAGACAGUAGCCCUCAUCUGCCCCUCAGCAGCAUCCUGAAACACUCCAGCUUUUCCAUGAGCACUGAUUCAUCAGACACAGAGACCCAAACUGAAGGAAUCUCCGCUGCUAAAAACCUAUCUCCUCUGGAAAGCAAAGUUCAGUUGAACAGCACAGAAACACAGACCAUGAGUUCAGGUUUUGAAACCCUGGGGAGCUUGUUCUUCACCAGCAAUGAAACUCAGACAGCAAUGGAUGACUUUCUUCUAGCCGAUUUGGCCUGGAACACAAUGGAAUCUCAGUUCAGCUCUGUAGAAACUCAGACGUGUGACGAGCUGCACGCAGUCUCCAACUUCUAA